Alternaria infectoria is the source of this 1746-nucleotide messenger RNA. RefSeq lists its product as uncharacterized. NCBI's taxonomy places the organism in Eukaryota, Fungi, Ascomycota, Dothideomycetes, Pleosporales, Pleosporaceae. Bases 1 to 1746 code for a protein of 581 amino acids. The transcript has 3 exons. The record is from RefSeq and is a predicted model, not a curated record.
AUGCAAUUGCUACGCAGCGAGGAUCCUGCCGCUCAUGUCACCGGCGUGAUAGACGAGCUGAACAAUAUUCUGCCUGAAGCGGCUGGCUUCUUAGCCAAACUACCAAAGCCAACAGACGGAGUCGAGCCGUGUGGAUCUGGGAAACGCCGAAGAAGCGAACAAGAUCGUGAUACGUACGCCGUACUCGGCGAGCGCGAUUUGCUCGGUGGCUUGUUCAAGACAGCAUUCUCGCUCGUAAACUGUGUCAUCAACACGACCAAUAAGGUCAAAGAUGCAGUGGUCGGCGGAACGACUGCCGCCGUGGAUACCGUCAAAGGCCUACAAGACGACCUCAAACCAUUGCUCGAUGCUCUCAACGACGUCGUGCCGGAUGGAGAUUCCGAGCCCUCUGACUCGGCAUCAGAGACUGAAGACCCUACGGAGACUUCCUCCUCUACAUGCACUCUAACGACCAAUUUUCAAGGAGAUGUCUUGAAUGUUCUACAAAAUGGCAGUCCUGAGUUCCCCGAAGGUCUCACAACAUUCACUGGAGCUGGAGGUGACUUUGAAAACAUCCAAGCGAACAAAGUACGUGCGUUUAUCAUCACGCCGUAUCGGGAUCAUGCCGUAAAUCCAGCCAGAGACGAUGUUCAAUUUCCAGCCGAAGUCACUAGGAUCAAGAAUUUGUUGACCAGCAUUCUUGGACGAAGUGACUCACUUACCAUUCCCUACUUUCCGGCUGGGAGAGAUGACGAUAAUAGAGCCCCCAAAGGCAAAAUUUACAUUCAAUAUGACCCCGUGACAGCCGCUCUCGUACCAACAGAAGGCGGUUGCAAUCAGCAGCAAGCUGCGGCGAUAGAGCUUUGGUUUGAGGAUGCUCUUACCUACCGUUACAGAGACGCAUGGCAGCCAUUCCCAAAUCAGGUUGUGCAGGCAAAUAAACGGUCCGUUGCAUCCAGUGGUAAAGACCUGCGCUUGCUCAGGGGAAGAGAGAUGACGGAUGCGGACGAAGUAGAGUGGAAAGAGUACGAGGCUUUGUUGAGACGUCAAGAUGGCGACACUUGUGCUCGACCUAGCAACAGCUUGUCGGUAUCAUCGGUAUCCCCCAUCGCAUCAGCAGCUUCGACUGCGCCUACUCCGUCCACCCUCCAGACAACGGUCAAGCCGUCAUUGAGCGACUCGACCGGCGAAAGCUCAAGCCCACCGCCCUCGUCGAUAGCCACAUCAUCACCAACUUCAAAGUCUUCUUUGGCGACGGAUACCCCGUUUCUUACGUGGAAACCGGCACAGCCUAGUACGACAAAAUCACCAUCAGCAGCGCCCAAGCCAUCUUCUACAUCGCAAUCUCCACCACCACCUCAAACCGAGCCUCCGACAAAGGCAUUAUCGGUGAUCUUCCGGAACACAAAUGGCAAUGGCGAAGACUACAACAACUGGACCUUCUUCGAGAUCAAACCCAACACCCAAGCCGAUGGCUGCAGCGUACCCAUCCUCAACGAUGUCUCGCGGCAAUGGUCCGAGGCCUCAGCCCUGUCAAACCCGCCGUGGCCGCACGGCACUUUCACUAUGCCAAUAUUUGGCGAAGAGGACUGCGAAUACCUGAGUGAUGGGUCCAAUCCGGGUUUACUCCAUUGUCCUAGCAUGGGUCAGGGCAAGACGGUCGGGUGUAAAGAGGCCGAUGAGAAGAACGAUGCUGAUAGUAUCACGGAUUGUCAUUAUCCGGGUGUUGAGAGGAAGGUCCAUGUUGUUGUUUAUUGUGAGUGGUGA